CGCUCGAGCCGGAGACCCCCGGGUGACCCGGUUGGGAGCUGCUGGCUGGAGUGCGCCCCCGCGUCCGCCGCCAUGGCCUGGACCAGGUACCAGCUGUUCCUGGCCGGGCUCAUGCUCGUCACCGGCUCCAUCAACACGCUCUCAGCAAAGUGGGCGGACAACUUCACGGCCAAGGGCUGUGGAGGGAGCAAGGAGCACAGCUUCCAGCAUCCCUUCCUCCAGGCUGUGGGCAUGUUCCUGGGAGAGUUCUCCUGCCUGGCUGCCUUCUACCUCCUCCGGUGCAGAGCCACAGGGCAGUCAGACUCCAACAUGGACCCCCAGCAGCCCUUCAACCCACUUCUUUUCCUGCCCCCAGCCCUCUGUGACAUGACAGGGACAAGCCUUAUGUAUGUGGCCCUGAACAUGACCAGUGCGUCCAGUUUCCAGAUGCUGCGGGGUGCAGUGAUCAUAUUCACAGGCCUGUUCUCAGUGGCCUUCCUGGGCCGGAGGUUGGUGCUGAGCCAGUGGCUGGGCAUCCUGGCUACCAUUGCAGGGCUGGUAGUAGUGGGCCUGGCCGACCUCCUGAGCAAGCACGAUGAUCAGCACAAGCUCAGCGAAGUGAUCACAGGGGACCUUUUGAUCAUCAUGGCCCAGAUCAUCGUUGCCAUCCAAAUGGUGUUAGAAGAGAAGUUCGUCUACAAACACAAUGUGCAUCCACUACGGGCAGUUGGCACUGAAGGCCUCUUUGGCUUCGUGAUCCUCUCCCUUCUGCUGGUGCCCAUGUACUACAUCCCUGCCGGCUCCUUCAGUGGGAAUCCUCGAGGGACACUGGAGGACGCGCUGGACGCCUUCUGCCAGGUGGGCUGGCAGCCGCUUAUCGCCCUGGCGCUGCUGGGCAACAUCAGCAGCAUCGCCUUCUUCAACUUUGCGGGCAUCAGCGUCACCAAGGAACUGAGCGCCACUACCCGCAUGGUGCUGGACAGCUUGCGUACCGUAGUCAUCUGGGCACUGAGCCUGGCGCUGGGCUGGGAGGCCUUCCACCCACUGCAGAUCCUGGGCUUCCUCGUCCUCCUGAUGGGUACCGCCCUGUACAACGGGCUGCACCGCCCACUGCUGACCUGCCUGUCCAGGCGACAGUCCCCAGGAGAGGAGGGCGAACGCCAGGGACUGCUGAGUGGCUCCCGGACUCCCAUCAACGAUACCAGCUGAGCCUCCCUUGGGGCCUCUGCUGCCACCCGGGUGCUCCUUCUCCACCCCUGGGCUGAGCCCACACAGGCUGGUGGGUCUUGAGUGCCCUGUCCUCUCCCUACAGACUCCCAGGGCAGCUGCUGCCACAGAAGAUGACAUGACACCCAAGUCCUCUUUCCUCACCACCACCUGCAGGGUGGUGUUGCCCAGCCCCCACAGGCCUGAGUGUAGUGUAGUGACCCAACCCUCUGAUCCCCUCCUGCAACACUAGAGCUAAAUCAUGAAGUUGAAUUGCAGAAAUUUACAACCCUAGCAUUUCUGAAUCAUAAACUAGAUCAUCACAAUAGAUUAUCUGGCUUAUGAGUCAUAUGCUAGAUUUGGUUCUCCAAAGAAGGGAAGCAGUGAGCAAGUUCAAACCAGAACUAAUCACUGUAUUUUCUAAAACUUGUAAGAUAUUCCCUGACCCUGUCUGGAAACCUGGGUUUCAGCCCAGACUCUGCCAUACACUCAAUGUAUGCUCCCCAGCACAUUACCUAGUCACUCUGGGCCUUGAUGCAGUGCUCUGGAAAGUAGGUGUCGCUGCCAUGGCCUUUGGUGCCUUCUGGCCCCAGCAUCCUGUGGUCCUGUGAUUUUUGACCAACCCGAGGAAAGAGGAAUAGCCCAUUUAUUGGAAAUGCCCCUCCUCCCCAUGCCUGUUUGUAGUGCCUUGGUCACACCCCCCCCAAGGCCUCCCUGCCUGGGAGAGAUUCCAAGGGGAAUUCUAGGCAGUCCUUGAUAAUUGCUUUAUGAACUCUUUACCUUCUAUUUUAAAGAUGAGGAAACUGAGGCCCAGAGGGCCUCAGUUUUAUAAAUUGUUUGUCGAGAGGGGUCUCCAGCUGUCAGCUCUGGCCAAGGACAUGGGGGAGCCCCAGGCCACGCAGCUACCUGAUUCUGCAGCACAAGAUGUUGCCUGGGGGUAGUCUAGAAUGUUGGGAUGGAAAAGCUCUAAUGUACCAAAAGCACAGAAAUUGCCUAGUCCUCAUUCAUUGUUCAAAUGGAGAAGCUAAAGCCCAGAGAGGAGCUUCCCCAGGGUCACACAGCCAGUUACAGGCAAAGCUGGAUUUUCUAGUUCUCAGUCCUCACCCAUCCCAUUCUGCCACAGACAGUGUAGCGAAGUUCAGGACUGCUCACCUGCUAUGGGCUGCCCCACCUGUGUGCUAAACUGUGCAAACCGUCUAAGAGGGCAUUAGGAAAGCAUUUGACCCUUAUUUGAGUGCUGCCUUGGGGGACUGUUGAUUUUGGUGUUUGAAGGGUUGGGGGGAAUUAUAAUGGGAGUUAGGUGGUGAGGGGUGGCAGAGCAUGGGAAGGGGGAUGCCCCAUCAGACCUGCCACCAACUCAGGCCAAUCACUUUACCUCUGGGAGCUUUGGGUCUUCACAUCUCUACAAUGGGAAAACCAGCCUCCGUCUCACAGAGUAGGCGUGAGAAUUAUAUAACAUGAUAGAUAUGAAGGUGCUUGUAAACUGCCUAUGCACUGUGGAGUGUCUGUAAGGCUGUGCUGUCUACCAGGGGUAGGACUGCAGUCCCAGCUAAGGCACGGCUCAAAGCAUCAGUUUUGCUCAAAGGAGGAGAAAUGAAAUGUGUUGUUAAAACACAGCACCAUGGAGUAAAAUGUACAGUUCACGUUGAUUAUGUAACUGAACUGGGGUUCAUUUGCCCACUGUGCAGUAAACGCUGAGACACGGGUUUUGCAGAAGAGAAAAGCUUUAUUGCCAGCUGCCAACUAUGGAGACAGAAGAAAUCUUUCUCAAAUCUGCCUCCCCAGUGGCAAGUGAAGGGAUAUUUAUGGGAGAUUGGUGAGGGGUGGUGUAGGGCGUGGGGGAUGAUUAGAAGUUUUGAGGAAGUCCUUUAUCAUCCGCACAGGCCCAAGCAAGCUCCGUGCCUGCCUCUUCACCAGUCACAUAUGCAGAAAAGGUGGUGGUAGCAUGAUCAUGGGAGGAGUUUUUGGUCCUCUGAUGUCAGAAGUUCACCUACUCCUCACUGGUGCAGGCACAGUCUCCAGGUGAGGGGGGUAGAGCUGGUUACAGCCAGUUUUGUCUGCUCCAAAUGGAGGUCUCUUCACUUCCUGAGAAAACAACCUUAAGACUGAGUCAUGCUUAAGUUGGGGGAGGUUAACUCUUCGGGGGUUGGUUUCAAUUAUAAAUCAAAACAGGAUACCUGGAGAAACUUCUGUGUUGACAGUAGAUAUCCUCCCAGGCCCCUUGAGAUGGGUGUUCUUUGGAGAGUAUUGGAGAGGCCUUUGCUGUGUAGUCUUGGUCAUGUCUGAGGUAGGGAAGGAUUUCCACUUUCUUUCUGAGUCUGCAGGGUUGUGGGAGAUGUCUUAGCUGUGGCCUCCCAUUCUAAGUAAGGGAGCCCUGAUGGGUGGAAGUUUGGCCUACAUGAUAUUAGAACUGACAUAACAGACUUCUAAAGUACAGUCUAAUUUAAACAGUCUGCAUUUUAGUGAACUGAUCAGUGCCUGCCCCACCGAGAGCAAGCCUGGGGGAUCCCCGGGGCUGAGUUAGUCCUCAGGCACCUGUCCUGCCGGGAAUUUGCCCUCAAGGUAGAGAUUUAGGGCUUUGCCAAGUGGUCCUUCUUACUUUCAUUUUGUCCUAAGGUCUCUGUGUAGUUUAACAAGCAAACAGCACCCAAUGAGGCCAGAGCUCUGACCACUGAUGAGGACCAUAGGAGGAGUGGGGCCAAUAGCCACCUAGUGUUCUCAGCUCUGCCGCUACCUUGACUGGGUGACCUUGGACAAGUCACGUUACCUCUCAGGACCUUGGCUGCCUAUAAAAGGGAGAGAUUCUUCCCAUUGCUAUAUGUGUUCACCUCUCUGACCUGCUUGUAGAUUGUUAUUCUUUUGUUAUUGCCUUGGUUAAGUGCCUCUCUGGCGGUUUGUUGACUGCAUCCUUUCAAAACCCGAGGUCAGCAGGGUGUUCCCUGUGUAGCCGUACAAGUUUGUAAAUCGCCCUUCUCCAUUAAGAACAUAUGUCAAAAAAAAUUUUGUUAAGGGAUUGCUAUCCAGCAACUGAUAUGCUCCAAUACAUACAAUUGAAUAAAACAGAAUAGUAAGGAAAUAAUUCCAGUGCGGCAUGAUAUGCAAUAAGAGUCCUGUGUGUGAGUUACAGGGAGGCAGCACAGGAGAGAGCUGACUGCACAGAGGCAUCAGAGAAAGCUACACUUGAGCUGGGUAUUGAAGGAUUAGCAGGAGUCUUCCAGACUGGGAAAGAGGAAGAAACAGUUUAUAAAAACCACAGAAGCAUGUGAAUGUGUAACAAGGUGAUGUGUUCUAAACUGCGGGUUGGUAGACUGCUAUGACUGGCAAUAAGCCUGCAACCCAGAAAGUGGCAAGAGGCAAAGCCAGGGAGAUGGGCAAGAGCCAGGUGGUGCCGUACCUCAUAGACCUUGCCAGGGUAUUAGAACUUUAUCCUGUAGACAGUAGAGUGCAUGGAGAGUUUUAGGCAAGGGAGUGACAUGGUCCAAACUAUUUAGAAAGCCCCCAAUUGUUAUGUGAAGACAGGUCUGGUUAGCAUGAGGAGGUACUAAAGGCAGAGACCCGUUAAACAACCUUUGAUUAGGGUCUGAACUAGAGACAUGAUGGAGAGAAUGAAUAUAAGAGCCUUUCAAGGAGUAGACUCUUGCCUUUUAGAACCUUUAGCUGUGGGAUCUUCUAAUGUGUCAGUCUCCACCAAAGAUUGGAUGUUUUGGACAAGAAUGCUCACCCGCCCCUCUGUUGCCAGUGGGCCCAGUGAGUUUCCCCAAGCUCAGCUUCAGCUUUUGCCUUGGUUAAGUGCCUCUCUGGCUUUUUGUUGACUACACCCAGAUUCUGCCUUAGACAGGACCGUAGGCCCAGUUCCAUUCGUCUGCCUGUUGUUGAGAGGUAGUCAUUUCCCUCCCAAGCUAAGCAGAGACUGCCACCAGAAUUCUAGAACCUAGGGGGAUGUCACCACAGGCAUCACAAAAACACCCAAAAGUCAUCAGUACAGUGUUAGUCUACUUUUAUUUAUAAUAUAAAUGUCAAGAGAGGAAAGAGCCACAGAAAUCAAGAUACAGGGUAUUGUACUGGGGUGCUGAUCCCCAAUCCAAGGUAGAGACUUGGGUUAGACCAUUUGAAUUCUGUGGCAGCUUGACACAGAGGAAAAAGUUCUUGCUGUGUAUCCAGAGCCCUGGAUCUGGCUGAACUGGUGGUUUAAGUCCCUCCCCGUCCCAGGUACAGUCUCCUCAUCCCAUGGAUAAAGGAGAUGGACCAGAUAUCUUUGCAGAGGUCUCCAGGAAUCUGUGGUCUGUCUUUACUAAUGGUCUAGAGACCCUUCCAUAGCUGGUCAGCAAGAGAUCCCAGGGAGAAUGGGUGGGGCUCAUGAUCAACCUUAAUACCCAAAGAAAAUGAGGCCAUUUUGGCUGAGUUCACUCAUGGCAAUCCAGUCACUUCCUGCAGUUCUGGAAGAGUGAGACCUGGCAGGAUGCCAGCCCCCAGCCCACCCUGAGUAGGUGCUGUAGGUACAGGCCCAGGACUGCUUCUCCAGGCCUCUCCAGAAACCAGAACUCGCUCUCCCCCUUGGGCCAGCCUCUUGCUCUCCCAGAAGUGCCAAGUCCUGCUCUCAGGAGAAGGUCCUGGUGCUCCUUUAGAUGCUGGAUUUGGUCACCUCACAACUAGGUAACUUACCUCUUUCCUAGUUAGUUUUCUCCCUGGGAUCAGUCCAAAUGUUCAUCUAGUUUAGAAAAUAAAUUAAGAUUAGGACUAUUAGGGGGUUAAAAAAGAAAAAAGCCUUUUCUCUGCAUUUUCUGCUGCUCUCUUUGGUCUGAUCUGCUCCCACAGCCACUAAAAUAGUCUUCCCAGGCCCUGUGCCCUGAGAUCCUUCAGUUCCCUCUCCACCAAGAGGCCACUUUAGCACCCCUGUGUUCCUGGCCACCUCCCCAGGAGAGACCAGGAGCUAUCAGGGCACAGUCUUUGCUCCCGACACUGGGAGGCCACCAGUCUUGGGCUCCUUUAUUAGACUAACAGAAGCUUCUUGUCCUCCCAUAUCAACUAGUUUCCAUCUCACCCUGCCCCCAGAUCUUGGUGGGGGGACUGUCUGUCUUCUCUUCAUUAAGUCACUCUUCACUUCCUCUCCUGCUUUAGCAAUGAAUUACAUUUGAUCAGAGAGCUAUAUGAUAAUUCCAGAGUUACCAGGACCCCUGGGAAACUGUUUUAUAAAUGGGAAAUUGAUUCAGGAAAAAACAAAAAAAAAAGAUAAGGAUAAAAGAUCACUUUAACAGAGAGACAUGUCCAAAGUAGUAUUCUCCAGGCACUGGUUCUGAGCUACGUGACACACAAUAUGUUUGUAAACAUUUGGGUUUGUCCAAGAGAAACUGAGUUCACUUGUGAGGUUGGUUGGGACACAGAGAGCAAACUACUAAGGGCAUGUGAGGACAGGAUGGUAGCCAGUGAGGGUGAGGAGGAGCCUGAGUAAGUGCUAACAGGGCACCCAAACAGAAACCUAGAUGUUUUUUGUGGGGGGUGUGCGGGGUCUGAACCCUUGCCCUUGGUGUUAUAAGGCUGUGCUCUAACCAGCCAGCCCUCAAAUGAUUUUUAAUGGAAGGACAGGCGGUGGCAAUUGGUAUGUGACUCCAAAUCCCACAGCAACAAGUGGGGCCCAUUCUGAGGCAUCUGAGUUGUUCCUAGUUCUCCGGGCAUUUAUAAACAAUCACUCAUGCAUUCAACUUCCACUGGCACCCCAGACUGCCUUGUGUGUGCUGCAUCUAGGCUCUCUGACCUCAGCUGAUGAAAAACAUUUCCACUGUCACCCAGUGGGGGCUUCUGCCACCUAAACCUUUAAUUUUGGCAUUAUCUAGAUACUUUAAUGCAUUUUACCUUAAUUUAUUUAUUUAAUAAAAGUGAGUAUAAGAUGGAAA
Molecule: messenger RNA, 7076 nt
Organism: Cynocephalus volans (Philippine flying lemur)
Lineage: Eukaryota; Metazoa; Chordata; Mammalia; Dermoptera; Cynocephalidae
Gene: SLC35F6
Product: solute carrier family 35 member F6
Exons: 6
Coding region: 73-1188 (371 amino acids)
Biological process (GO): transmembrane transport
Cellular component (GO): membrane; intracellular membrane-bounded organelle
Molecular function (GO): transmembrane transporter activity
Source: RefSeq, a predicted model, not a curated record